CCGAGCUCGUUUAAAGGGCAGCGGCGGGAGGGUGGCGGCGGUAGAGAGGGUUGGGGCAGGUAGGGUAAGGUGGUGGUGCUGGGAUCUGCUUUCCGUCCAGGUGCAAAGAUGGGGUGCUUUACCUUUAUCAAGGUUAUGAUGAUCCUCUUCAACCUGGCCAUCUUUCUCAGUGGCGGGACCCUCCUAGGAGUUGGCAUCUGGGUCAAAGUGGAUGGACAGUCAUUUGUGGAUAUAUUUGGGGCGCUCUCCUCUAGUGUCCUGCAGAUUGUGAAUGUGAGCUAUGUUCUCAUUGUCAUUGGUGCCAUCCUCCUGAUCAUCGGCUUCCUUGGGUGCUACGGUGCCCAGAAGGAGAGCAAGUGUCUCCUGAUGAUGUUCUUCUCAGUGGUGCUCAUCAUCUUCAUUGCUGAAGUUGCUGUUGCUGUGGUGGCUCUGGUCUACACAACUCUUGCAGAGUCGCUGCUGACGGCUGUGGUGACCCCUGUCCUGAAGGAGCAGUAUGGGAAGGAUCCAACUUUCACGCAGAUCUGGAAUACCACCAUGACAGAGGUCCAUUGCUGUGGCCUGAAUAACUACACAGACUUCGAUAACUCCUACUAUUAUGAGAAGAAUGGGUUCUACCCCCCCCAGUGUUGUGGCUCGCCUGGGUCCUGCAAUGCCACACUGGCUGCACAAAGGAAUGUCACGGGUUGUUUCGACCAGGUCCUGGAAGAAAUCAGGACUAAUGCGGGAGUGGCGGGUGGCGUGGCAGCCGGCAUCGGUGCCUUGGAGAUUGCAGCCAUGGCGGUUUCCAUGUACCUGUACUGUCGGCUGGAUGCGAAAUGAUCCCACGAGGCAGGAAGAUGAUGUGCCCCCCGCCCGUGCUGGUGCCGUGCUCCUGGGGGGGACCCCAUCCCUCCCUGGGUCUGAUGCUGUCCUAGGCACUGUGAUUUAUAGCUGUACUUUGAUCUACUGAGCUGGGAUCUGUAGACUUAGUGUAUAUUUUUGUACUGAUAUGGCACACUGAGUCUGUACAUAGUGAUUUGGGGUGGUUUUUGAAGGGGGUGGGGUGGAAGAAGCUGUUCGGUCUGUUUAGCUGAUGUCAGCAGGAGAUAAAGCAGCACCAGGGCUGUUCAGGGCUGCUGAUCUGGCAGUGGCACAGCAAUGCCUUGAUAAACUCUUGCAGGUGGGUGCUGUACCUCUCCCAUGUGCUGUCCCCAGUGUAUACCUAAGUGGGAGCUGGCAGGGCAGGGAGCUGGCCUGCCUCCCUGCUUCCCUCUAUUGAGGUAACUACCCACCCUCUGGGUGGUAACUACACCUCACAGGGGGAUGUAUCUACUCCUGCACCCAUUUUCUGCCAGCACUGACUCUGUUGCUGUGUUGUCCCCUGAAAGAGGGGCUGGCUGGUCUCUGCCCCUGCCUUGGCAUGAAGACAGCCCUGGUGGUCCCUGGCCCUACAAGUGCCGGGCCUGCCCCCUGUGUGCCUUCUGUCAUCUCAUGGGUGAGCCCCUCUCCAUGCUGUAAAGAAAUGCAAAUAAAUUUUUCAUCUUGGAUUAAAAAA
This is a messenger RNA of Corapipo altera (White-ruffed manakin), 1537 nucleotides long. RefSeq names its product tetraspanin 1 (gene TSPAN1). The transcript is spliced from 8 exons. The record is from RefSeq and is a predicted model, not a curated record. Gene Ontology annotation, cellular component: membrane. Lineage: Eukaryota; Metazoa; Chordata; Aves; Passeriformes; Pipridae. The coding region runs from base 109 to 822 and encodes 237 amino acids.